GGCCGGGGCGCGGAUGCUGGAAGUUCACAUCCCCUCGGUGGGGCCUGAGGCCGAAGGGCCCCGGCAGAGCCCGGAGAAAGGCCACAUGGUGUUCCGCGUGGAGGUGCUGUGCAGCGGGCGCAGACACACCGUGCCGCGGCGCUACAGCGAGUUCCACGCGCUGCACAAGCGGAUCAAGAAACUGUACAAAGUGCCCGAUUUCCCCUCGAAACGCCUGCCCAACUGGAGGACCAGGGGACUGGAACAGCGCCGGCAGGGCUUGGAGGCCUACAUCCAGGGCAUCCUCUACCUGAAUCAGGAUGUGCCCAAGGAGUUACUGGAAUUCCUGAGACUUCGCCACUUCCCCACAGACCCCAAGGCCAGCAACUGGGGCCCGCAGCUGCUUCACCGGCCGGUCAUCAGAUUCUGCGUGGAUCCCUACACUUAUGCCCCCGCCCCAGAACCUCUUCCUGACGUGGUGGUGAAUGGUGUGCUGCAGGGCCUCUACGGCUUCGGCGCCAGCCCAUCAACGCAGACAGCGGCUAACCCUCACCCUGUUCAUCCAGCGAUGCCCUGAUCAGUCCAGGCUUUGGGCCACCUGUCAAUGAUGUGCCUCUGUCCAGUGUGCUCCAGGGCUGGGUUCUCCCUUGGACUGGACCCAGAGCUGAACUAGCCAAGGCUCAGCUGCACCCCACCCCUCAACACUGUGCACCUGGCUUGCACAGACAGCUGGGGCUCGUAGAACUUAAGAGCCAGGAGCCACGACAGAGCUAAAGAGAGAAGUCGGCUUGGAGGGAGGCCACAAGAACACGCGGGCACAGUUCCUAGCCAGGCCCAGGCAGCAGGGCUCUGAAGCAAGGGCAGAGCAGUUGUCGGCCAGAAUGCCUGUCUGACAAUCUGGGUGGCCUCUGAGCAUGGGCUGAGGCAGGAGACCAAGGGGCAGGCAUCCGCCACCACAGGAGAGUCUUAGGACAUGCUGGGAUGUCCAAGCUUAGAACUACAUACCCCAAACCCAGCCCAUACACAAGGUACAAAAAAAACCCACUUUUUUAUUGGUAGGAUCUUGUUACAAAACC
This is a messenger RNA of Jaculus jaculus (lesser Egyptian jerboa), 1055 nucleotides long. RefSeq names its product sorting nexin 22 (gene Snx22). The coding region runs from base 14 to 556 and encodes 180 amino acids. Gene Ontology annotation, molecular function: phosphatidylinositol phosphate binding. Lineage: Eukaryota; Metazoa; Chordata; Mammalia; Rodentia; Dipodidae. The transcript has 6 exons. The record is from RefSeq and is a predicted model, not a curated record.